AUGGUUAAGGAAACUAAGCUUUACGAUAUGCUGGGGGUUUCACCCUCAGCUAAUGAGCAAGAGCUCAAAAAAGGUUAUAAGAAGGCCGCAUUGAAGUAUCAUCCUGAUAAACCUGCUGGUGAUACUGAAAAAUUUAAAGAAAUUUCAGAAGCUUAUGAAAUCUUAAGUGAUUCUAGUAAAAGAGAGAUCUACGAUCAGUAUGGGUUAGAAGCUGCAAGAAAUGGUGGACCGGCAUUUGGUGGUGCAUCUCCUGGCGCUGGUGGUUUCCCAGCUGGUGGUGCAGGUGGAUUUUCAUCACACGCAUUCAGCAACGAGGAUGCAUUUAACAUCUUUUCACAGUUCUUUGGCGGUAGCUCACCAUUUGGUGCAAGUUCAGGUAUGGAUGAUGGAUUUGGAUUUUCAGGAUUCCCAGGUGGUGGCAGUACUAGAUUUGCUUCUUCCAAUGGAUUUGGUGGUGGUGGUGGCAUGCCUGGCGGCAUGCCCGGAGGUAUGCCCGGAGGUAUGCCCGGUGGAUUUAGAUCAGGUUCUGCAAGUCCACCAAGUGCAGAAGAAGAAAUUGUCCCAGUUAAUCUACCGGUAAGCUUAGAAGAUUUAUUCGCUGGUAGGAAAAAAUCUUUUAAGAUCGGUAGGAAAAACCGUGGUGGAUCUUUUGAAAAGACUCAAAUUGAUAUUCAAUUAAAACCUGGUUGGAAAGCUGGUACAAAGAUUACUUACAAAAAUGAGGGUGAUUAUAACCCACAAACAGGUGGUAGAAAGACUUUACAAUUUGUACUUCAAGAGAAAUCUCAUCCACUGUACAAGAGAGAUGGUGAUAAUUUGAUCUAUUCUCUGCCAUUGAGUUUUAAGGAAUCACUGCUGGGAUUCUCAAAGACGAUACAAACCAUCGAUGGUAGAACUUUACCGAUCUCAAAGAUUCAACCAGUACAACCUACCGAAGUUUCUUCUUACCCAGGUCAAGGUAUGCCUGUUUCCAAGAGACCAGGUCAAAGAGGGGACCUGGUGGUUAAAUACAAGAUUGAUUACCCACUCUCAUUGACCGAAGACCAAAAGAGAGCAAUUGCUGAAAACUUUUAA
This is a messenger RNA of Zygosaccharomyces rouxii, 1074 nucleotides long. It is a transcript of the gene SIS1, whose product is annotated as type II HSP40 co-chaperone SIS1. Gene Ontology annotation, molecular function: protein-folding chaperone binding. The record is from RefSeq and is a predicted model, not a curated record. Gene Ontology annotation, cellular component: cytosol. Gene Ontology annotation, biological process: translational initiation. Bases 1 to 1074 code for a protein of 357 amino acids. The transcript has a single exon. Lineage: Eukaryota; Fungi; Ascomycota; Saccharomycetes; Saccharomycetales; Saccharomycetaceae.